This is a messenger RNA of Chaetomium fimeti, 1054 nucleotides long. Its product is annotated as HD domain-containing protein. The record is from RefSeq and is a predicted model, not a curated record. NCBI's taxonomy places the organism in Eukaryota, Fungi, Ascomycota, Sordariomycetes, Sordariales, Chaetomiaceae. Gene Ontology annotation, cellular component: cytoplasm. The transcript has 2 exons. The coding region runs from base 114 to 920 and encodes 268 amino acids. Gene Ontology annotation, molecular function: 5'-deoxynucleotidase activity.
AAAAAAACAAUACCAGGCCUUUUGCCACUACAUUGCAAGACCCUUGGGCCUCUUUGCCCCUCCACCCCACCAAGCAGAAUCGCGCAUCCUUCCGUCACCACAGAGCAACAACCAUGUCGCCAAGCGCACAACCAACUGAGAAGGGCGAGGGGUUGGUAGAUGUUGGCAUUGUGCCCAACCCGAACCCAACGAUCACCGGGCCAUGGACAGUGGAAAAGGUGCUGGAGACAAUCCCUACGGGCAAGCCUGUCGAGGGGACGAGCUCGCCGGUCGAGUACUUCCACCUCCUUGAGCGCCUCAAGACCACCAAGCGGGAGGGGUGGCGGAGAUUCGCGAUCGACCGGGGCGAGUCCAUCUCCGACCACAUGUACCGAAUGUCCAUGAUUAGCAUGCUGGCGCCUCCUGCCCUUGCUGCCAAGCUCGAUAUGGCCAAAUGUAUGAAGAUGUGCCUGAUCCACGACAUGGCCGAGUCGAUCGUCGGCGACAUCACGCCCGUCGACAACGUUACGAAGCCCGAGAAGAGCCGGCGCGAGGCGACGACCAUGGAUUACAUCACGCAGGGCCUGCUCGGCAAAGUGCACGGCGGGAACGUCGGGUCGGAGAUCCGGGCUAUCUGGCAAGAGUACGAGGACUCGAAGACGCUUGACAGCCUCUAUGUCCACGACAUCGACAAGAUGGAGCUUCUUCUGCAGAUGAUCGAGUACGAGAAGCGCGGCAAGGGGAGGCUGGAUCUCGGCGAGUUUACAUACGUCAAGACAAAGAUUGUGCUGGACGAGGUGAAUGCCUGGGCGGAGGAGAUCAUGAAAGAGCGGGAGGAGUUUUGGGCGGGACAGGCUCAUGUCCAUGGCGAAAGAGGCGUUGAGGGCGGCGUCGCUCCCGCGAACAGAGCGAAGCAGGAUGCGUACUACAACAAGGAGUAGGGGGCCGCAUUUCGUUAAUUCCGGCAUGGGUUGGGUUCGCGGGGGGGAAAGGCAUCCGUAGAGGGAUGUUCACCUAGACUUUGGCAUCUGCAUUGCAUUUGAGACUACACGGGGCACCGCGAGGUUUUUAGAAG